This is a messenger RNA of Raphanus sativus (radish), 2330 nucleotides long. Its product is annotated as serine/threonine protein phosphatase 2A regulatory subunit B''beta-like. Gene Ontology annotation, molecular function: calcium ion binding; protein phosphatase regulator activity. Bases 625 to 2001 code for a protein of 458 amino acids. The record is from RefSeq and is a predicted model, not a curated record. The transcript is spliced from 13 exons. Gene Ontology annotation, cellular component: protein phosphatase type 2A complex. Gene Ontology annotation, biological process: protein dephosphorylation. NCBI's taxonomy places the organism in Eukaryota, Viridiplantae, Streptophyta, Magnoliopsida, Brassicales, Brassicaceae.
CAUAGGCAUCUCAUAAUAAAAAGUUACUUAAGAACUAAAGAAGACAUGCUUAUAUUCUUGUAUGUCAUUUUAUUUUCAUUAAUAGCCCAAUCGUUGCUAUACUGAAAUUGUGUAGGAGAUGGCUCAAUUAGUAUGUAGUACACAUCCGGAUCUUUUGAUGUUGGAUAUUAGUUUCAAAUACCUAAACAACAAAAAACCUGAGUGAUGUAAUAGAAUAAAUUGGGUGGAGACCUAACUCUACUUACUGUUGUACUUACCUUUUCUGGUCAACCAGAUAUUGUUUUAAUGAAAAUUCUCCGGAUCGCUGUCAAGAAGAACAUUGUCGUGACCUCGACCACUUUAACACUCCUCCUUGUUCGGCAAUCUGAUUCCAUGUUGUGGUUGAAAAUGUUUAGCUUCGUAACACUUCAAUAGCAGCAGCUCGAUUCGGUUUCCUUCUUGUCCACAUCUAAUCUUCCUUGUUGGCAUGAGCCGCAUGGCUUGCCUUGCCUUGACGCGGAUUCGUUGCAGCUACAAGAGAUAUGUCUUCCUCUCUGCUGAUCUCUAAACCAGGAUUCACGCUGAACCUCUUUGACCAAGUGUCUUUCUCUUCCCUCCCAAACAGUUUCAUUGCUUCUUGAUGCCAUGGCUGGAGGAGCUCCUUUGAAUGUUCUAACUGCAAGUGCAUCUGCUUCAAGUUCUGCCACCACACCAUCUGAGGGGAUUUUACCGAGGACUUGUGGUUCACCGCGUAAGAAGAAACAGAGACCUGCCCUUUCUAACUUCAGUUCCUCACUAAAAGUAACCAAGGAGCUUGUUAAAGAGCCAUUGCCUCAGUUUUAUUUUCAAAAUGGUCGCCCACCAUCAAUCGAGAUGAAAGAGCAAUGUAUGUUUAGUAUCAACCAUUUUUUCUGUGGUCACUUGGAUGGACUUCAGAUACAAGAAUUCAAAUUAGUAACCAGAGAAAUCUGCAAGCUCCCAUCUUUCUUCUCCGCUUUACUUUUCAGGAAGAUCGAUUUCAAUAAUACAGGUUUUGUUCCCAGAGAAGCAUUCGUUAAUUAUUGGGUUAACGUCAACAUGUUGACAAUGGAUACAGCCACACAAGUCUUUAAGAUACUAAAGCAGUACAAUCAGAAUUUUAUUGUUAAGGAUGAUUUCAAACCACUACUUAAAGAACUGUUGUCAUCACAUCCUGGCCUAGCGUUCCUGCAAACUAAACCUGAGUUCCAAGAAAGAUAUGCUGAAACUGUCAUCUACAGAAUAUUUUACUACAUAAAUAGAUCUGGAAGUGGUCGACUUACAUUUAGGGAGCUUAGACGUGGAAACUUAAUUGAUGCAAUGAUUCAUGCUGACCAAGAAGAAGACAUCAACAAAGUGUUGAGGUACUUCUCAUAUGAGCAUUUCUAUGUCAUACACUGCAAGUUCUGUGAGCUGGAUACGGAUCAUGAUCUCCUGAUUGACAAAGAAGAUCUUAUGAGAUAUGGAAACCAUGCUCUAACUUUACGUAUUGUCGACAGAAUAUUCUCCCAGGUUGCUAGGAAGUUCACUAGCAAAGGUGAAGGGAAGAUAGGGUAUGAGGAUUUUGUCUAUUUCAUACUUGCGGAAGAAGAUAAAUCGUCAGUGUCUAGCCUAGAAUACUGGUUUAAGUGCGUAGACUUGGAUGGGAAUGGGAUUCUUACAAGAGAUGAAAUGCUAUUCUUUUAUGAGGAGCAGAUGCGUUGGAAGGAGUGCUUGGAGGAAGAGGCUGUUCUUUUUGAGGAUGUCUUGUGCCAGAUUAUUGAUAUGAUUAGACCAGAGAAAGAAAGCUAUAUUACCCUGCGUGACCUGAAGGGCUCCAAACUCUCUGGAGAAGUCUUCAACAUGCUGUUUAACCUAAACAAAUUUAUGGCAUUUGAAACACAUGAUCUAUUACUUAUUCCUCAGGAGUGUGAGAACCCUGUGCUGACAGAGUGGGAACGUUUUGCACAUAGAGAUUACAUAAGGCUUUCGAUGGAUGAUAGAUGCAUUGAAUGGAAGUGUUGAGGUUUAAGGAUGAGUCACUGGAGACUCCUUUUAUGAGUUAAUAAAGACUCGGUUUGGUCCAAUGCUUGUGUCACGACAACACCAGAUUCGGCUUCUGCAGAUGCGCCGUUGCAUUGCUGCUUUGAUGAGGAAGAGCUCUUGUUGUUCUCUUCUAACUUCUGUUGUUUCUCAAACAUCAUCUGUAGGUAUUGGCCCUGUUUCUCAAUCUGUAACUGCAGCGCCCUUUGAGUCUGCGACAUAUAUAUAUUUAAACAAACAUCAGCCAACAGUCACCAUAGACUAAUACUCUCUCUUUCUGGUUAUAAUAAUCAUUUACCUCGAGCUGCUCA